AUGGGCAAAAAGAAAGCGAUCCGAAUCAUUUUCCAGGAGAACCCAAUCGAAACGGGACGGGAGUAUCCAAUCGUUUUCGAGUUCCGGAUUCGCGAUCGAAUUGAGGUGAUUGAAGUGGGCGGAGUCUUUGAAGGAGUUUGCAGAUGCACCGUCGAUGGACAGGAUACCGUGCAAACGGUGAUCAACGUACCGCUCGAUUUGAGUCAAUUGCUAGUGCAUCAGGUGAUGCACAAGGGUAAAUCGGUGCUUCCGUCAGGGAUUUUCCGGGUUCCAGGCGUCAUCAACAUCGCCACCGACACGCCCGGCUCAAUCCGGGGAAAAUUCGGUGCGAUCGCCUAUCGUUUUCGAGUACAUCUUAAAGCCCGCAAAAACAACGAGGAGGCCAUGCUGGAGAACGAGCGGGAAAUCGAUGUGAUCGGUUCCGUCUCGAUGAGCUCGUUUCCCGAAUUCGAGAAACCGGUGCACAUGCAGCGACAUUUGAAGCGCAAAUUUCUUUGCUUCAACAUUCUCGACGCGAAUGUGAAACUCGAGAUUGAGAAGGCUGCGUUUAUGCCGGGUGAACACGUGCUGGUGUCCGGUGAGGUGACGAACGGGGUCCACUCGAGCAAUCUGCGAUCAAUUACACUCGAGUUGCGUCAACGCACCGCUUACAAAAGCGGUGAUGGCACGAGGAAUGAGAGUCACACGAUUCGCCGAGCUGUUUGUGGCGCGUGUCCAAGCGGGGAUUCGAUGAAAAUCCAUCACUCUUUGCAAGUGCCGCCCGAUCUCUAUCCGACUCUUUUGACGGCGAAUUCUGCUAUACAGGUCACCUACAGUAUCCUCGUGGCAAGCGCCGGGUAUUUCGAGGUGGAGGUGCCGAUUUUUGUCGGCAAUCGAACGAUGAUGAUGCCGAGAGCGAUUCGACAAUCGGCCAGCAUGAACUCUAUAGACUCUUUCGAGAAGUCGUCCUUUUGUUCAUCGUCUCUUCACUCGGAUCCCUAUUAUUAUGUGCCAUUCGAGGAAUUCUCCGACCGACCACCACCAUAUCCAGGAAGACAGGCUGGCCCCUAUUUCAUCCCGAUCCACGUGCAGCCGCGGGUUUUCCGCCCAGUUUUUGAGAUGCCAUUCAGAGAAUUUCCUCCCCAAUAUUCCCCUCCACUUCGCCCACAGUUCUCCUCUUCAAAUCCAUCCCAACAAAACGAUCAACGAUUUUUGAAAAUCGAGGAAAUCGAU
This is a messenger RNA of Mesorhabditis belari, 1212 nucleotides long. The record is from the annotation of a GenBank genome assembly. NCBI's taxonomy places the organism in Eukaryota, Metazoa, Nematoda, Chromadorea, Rhabditida, Rhabditidae.